Molecule: messenger RNA, 1983 nt
Organism: Mya arenaria
Lineage: Eukaryota; Metazoa; Mollusca; Bivalvia; Myida; Myidae
Product: multiple epidermal growth factor-like domains protein 11
Exons: 12
Coding region: 1-1983 (660 amino acids)
Molecular function (GO): scavenger receptor activity
Source: RefSeq, a predicted model, not a curated record
AUGACAUAUUGGUGUGACGGCACGUCUCGGAUUAUAAUCGGAUAUGAUGAUGGUCUAAGACGAGGUUUGGAACCACCCAUGUUGUCUGGUUCCCAGCGUACUCUGCACAACCAGAGUAAUGAAAUGGUAAGGGCAGUUGACAAUAUAGCUUUGAACAAAACGGCCGAUCAAGCGUACCCAUAUACGGACGGAAACGGAGUAGAAUGGAGCGCAGGAAAAGCGGUGGAAGGGUGUAUUCUGAGUGACUUACCGGAGAGCCAGCUGUGCUGCAGCGCCACCUUACCUACGUCCGGACAGACGGAUAACUACUGGCAGGUGAAUCUAGGAGGCGUCCGCGCCAUCGGUGCGAUCAUUGUGUACGGGCGGAGCGACGGAAAACAAGUCCAGCUAGCAGGGUUCCAGGUAUACGGACUGCUAACUUCCGGUGGGGCGAAGGAACACCUGUACAACAGCACGGGUGUGGAAUACCCGGUAGAUGGAAUCUUCAACAUUACCGUGAAACCCGAGAAGAACGCAUCCAUAAUCCGGGUGGAGAAGCCGCCGGGUGAUUCCAUUAUCACGCUGUGUGAGGUGGAGGUGUUUGAAGCCUGUGACGACGGUACUUACGGAAGCGGAUGUGAGGAGCGGUGCGGAAAAUGCGCGGACGGAGGCGCCUGUGACAAGGUGACUGGUACCUGUCCGCCGGGCGGCUGCGAGGCGGGCUGGACGGGCGACAUGUGUUGGGCCAGGGCGAACAUACUGCUACUGAAACCUGCCACCCAAACGAGCACCAUGAACGGCCGGAACGCCAGCCUGGCAGUGGACGGUUGUGCUGACCAGGGAACACCGAGCUGCUGCAGCUCGACUGGGGCAGAGGGCAACGCGUCCCUCAUCCUCAACCCCGGUGGUGUUUACGAAAUUGGCCGGAUCGUGGUCUACGGCGAGACAGGAGGAGCAGAUAAGCUUGCGGGUUUCAUGUUGUACGACAGCCCAUCGAUGCAACCCCGCAUGCUGUUAUACGAUAGUAGCCCCCAACCAUAUGGAACCGGUAUCUAUGACUUCCCCGUCGACCCGCCCGUUGCCUCCCAGUCCCUCAUCCUAGAGCGGAUAUCCGACUCGCCGGCUGCAUUGGUCGUCUGUGAGGUGCAAGCGUACAUAGUCUGCCCGGCCGGUUUCUAUGGCGACCGAUGCGAGGACACGUGUGGAAACUGUGUACAAAAUGACACGUGCCACGGUAUAAUUGGCAGGUGCUCGAAUGGCUGCGCGGCGGGAUGGCGGGAAGAUCUCUGUAAAACAGGUUGUCAGAACGGAACAUUCGGUGAGAACUGCAACAUGACAUGUGGUGCGUGCAAAGACAACGUGCCUUGUAACAUCGCCACAGGGGCGUGUCCAGACGGAUGCGAGUCCGGUUACCAAGGAGACACGUGUCUAAAUGAGUGCAGUAACGGAACAUGGGGUUGGAAUUGUAACGAGACGUGCGGAUAUUGUGCAGACGGUGCGUCUUGCAACGCAAGCACGGGCACCUGCAUGGACGGCUGUGCUUCCGGCUACAGUGGAGACAUGUGCAUGGAGGAAUGUGUCUCGCCUCAGUUUGGUCCUGACUGUCUGUCCAUGUGCUACUGUACAGAUAACGCCACGUGCAACCACGUGACUGGCGAGUGUCCGAGUUUCUGCCAACCUGGCUGGCAGGGGGACUCGUGCAGUAAUGCUUGUGACAACAGCACGUUUGGACAGAAUUGUUCCGGGCAGUGUGGUCAGUGUAUGGAUAACGUCACAUGUGACGUCAUCGACGGCACGUGCGAGGAUGGGUGUGCACCUGGCUGGCUGCUCGAUACCUGCGCACAAAAGUGCGAAGAAGGUUAUUUCGGCGCAAACUGCAGCGAAACGUGCGGUCAGUGUGCGGACGGCGCAUCCUGUGAUCACGAGACGGGCGCAUGCGCAGCUGGGUGCGCCUCGGGUUGGAAGGGCAGUGAAACGUCUUGCAAAACUGGUAUGAUGACUUAA